This is a messenger RNA of Penicillium chermesinum, 246 nucleotides long. RefSeq lists its product as uncharacterized. The transcript has 2 exons. The record is from RefSeq and is a predicted model, not a curated record. Lineage: Eukaryota; Fungi; Ascomycota; Eurotiomycetes; Eurotiales; Aspergillaceae. The coding region runs from base 1 to 246 and encodes 81 amino acids.
AUGCCGAGCGCUACGACUACUGAGGAGGAGGAGGAGGAUGAUGAUGAUGAUGAUGAUAAGAUAGCCACGCUCUAUUCUCAGCUGCGUCGAAAGCACGGCAAAACAAAAGUACAUGAGUGGAAGAACACCGUUCGCCAGAUAAGAACAAAGAGCAACCUCAAAGCCUUCCGGCCACCUGUUCCACCUGAACACCGACCCCCCCUAAGCAUCGUGAAGCCGUCUCAGAUGACGUUAGAGAUUAGGUGA